Sarcophilus harrisii (Tasmanian devil) is the source of this 2299-nucleotide messenger RNA. Its product is annotated as tumor necrosis factor receptor superfamily member 14. Gene Ontology annotation, biological process: signal transduction; positive regulation of cytokine production involved in immune response; apoptotic process. Gene Ontology annotation, molecular function: transmembrane signaling receptor activity; protein binding. Gene Ontology annotation, cellular component: external side of plasma membrane; membrane. NCBI's taxonomy places the organism in Eukaryota, Metazoa, Chordata, Mammalia, Dasyuromorphia, Dasyuridae. The record is from RefSeq and is a predicted model, not a curated record. Bases 980 to 1441 code for a protein of 153 amino acids. The transcript has 4 exons.
UUUUAUAUUACAACUUGACCACAAAUAUAGGUUUAAAUCAUAAGAUGUUCAUACAGAUAUGAAUCUUUUUUUCUAAUCUUCUUUUUUCCCUUUUGGAAGAUAUCCUCAUUACAUUAUAACUUGACCACAAAUAUAGGUUUAAAUCAUAAGAUGUUCAUAUUUGUACCCCUUUUUUGAGAUUUACUCUCUUUGGACUGUGGUGAAUCUAUGGAAGGAAGAAGAGGGGAUGCCUCUGAUUCAAGACCCAGUUUGUUUGAUUUGUCUCUGCUGGGCUUGGAUCACUAGGAUUCCCCUCCAUACUGUCCUAUACAUAUCAACUAAGUGAAACUAAAGGGCAGUCAGGUGAUGGUGUCUGGCCCUUGUUUGACAGCAUUGAGGUUCUCAGAAAUGAAGUCAGGGCAGCAGGAAGAGAAGCAAUUUGACAACCAGAGUCCCUUCUUUGCAGGACCUUGUAGAGUUCACCUCUCUUCCCACCCAGUUUGGAAUAGGAGCAUUUUAAACAUUUCUUUCUGUUUCCAGCCCUUAGCCCUAUGCCUGACACAGUUUUGUUAUUGUUCAGUCAACUGAAAAGUAUGCAAAGUUCUCUGGAACCCUUUAAAGUGCUACAUUAAGUGCAAAUGAAUCAAAAUUAAAAUUAUAUCAUAUCUGCAUCUAUGAACCUCUGUACUACACCCUUUCCAUCUUCCUUCUCCCACCCAGGCUUCCCAGGUUUGCACUUUUUGAAAACAUCGACUGGUUAGAUUUUCUCUCUUAGAAAUUUAAUCAAAUCUAGAACCCAAGUCCAGAGCUGGAAGUAAUCUUGAAGGCCUUCAUGUUCCCUCUUCUCAACUUACAGGUGGGGAAACUGAGGCCCCAAGAAAGUGAGUGGCUAACCCAAGUGAGUUAGAAGUGAGUGACAGGUCAAGAAUAGAGCACAGUUUUUCUGACACUCUAGACCACUUUCUCUCCCUUGCCCUCAUUAUCUUUUUCUUUACCCAAGAUGUUCAGAAUGUUCUUAACUACUCAGCUCAUGCUUUCAGCUCAUGGACAGAAAUGUAUGGUGGAACAGCAUGAGGUUGAUGGGGAGUGCUGCUAUCCUUGCCAUUCAGGAUACAAACUUCAUGGGAUGUGCAGUAUAAUGAGAGGAACCAUGUGUGUGCCUUGUGAUCCUGGGACCUACACAGCACAUGAGAAUGUCCUGAAGAAAUGCUUUCAGUGUAAAGUGUGUGAUCCUGAAUUGGGCCUGGUGACCAGAAGGGAAUGUUCAUCUACAUCCAACACUGUGUGUAGUUGUUCUUCAGGCUAUUUCUGCACUGACACAAAAGAUGACAACUGUGAGAAAUGUGUUGGUCCCAGAGUCUGCAGCCCUGGCCAAUAUGUGAAAUCUAGAGGCACUACCUCUAUGAGGCUGUUGGAUUCUGCAAUGGUGUCAUUGCCAUCCUUUCUUGGAGAUAGCCUCUGAGAACUUCCUUUCAAGACAAAACAUGACAGCCUUUGCUGGAUGUGGGGCCUUGCAUCAUGUGGGGCCCUCUACAAGUGGGGGCUUUGUCCUUCAGAAUAUAAUUUCUCAUCACUUUUGCAAGGAACUAUGGAGUGUUUGGAGCUAGUUCUCCAGAGCUGGGACAAGUUGGUUUCGCUAUCUUAUGCUUCUUCCAUGGGUUAUUUUCUCAGCACAUUGGGUUGUGAGUGCGGCUACUUGACCAUACUUUUCACCCCAAAUUGCAAGUUUUUACUGAAGAGCCCAUAAAAGCCCCACCCUCCAUUUCUGUGAGGCUCCACUGUAUGAGUUCCAUGGAUCAGAUUCUACCCAGGGACUCUCAGUCUACAAAAUGAACAUGUGCCUUUCACCUCAGGUCCUGCCCCAUAAUUUGAACAUGUGGGCAGACACGUACAUUACAUCCAGGAGGUGGCUUGCUGAGAUAACUCUUACCUCAGCUCAGGCUCUUGCACCCCAUCCUCUUCUGGCUUUCCCACCAGUGGCAGGGGCAGAGCGGAGAACUGGGAGUUGGAAUAAUUCCCCAAAAGCCCAAAAUAGGCAUUCUGUGUGCUGGUGCUUUGUGCAAAGUUUGCCAGCAAAUGAUAAUGCAACCAAUCAGGUCAUGGCUAAUUGAACUCUGAGCUUUCCUCGAUCUUAUUUACUUAUGGAACAUAUUGGUGAAGGUGGGAGAGGGGAAGAUGGAAUAAAUAUUGGACCAUAAAGGACCUCAAGUCUCCCUUUAUAACUAGAAGUCACAAGGUCUCUGGUCAUAGGACAAGGGCUGUAAUGCUGGAGAAACUGAGCAAGCUAGAGAUUAGAGAUCAAUUUAAUAAUUUAUUUGAA